This is a messenger RNA of Colletotrichum chrysophilum, 549 nucleotides long. RefSeq lists its product as uncharacterized. NCBI's taxonomy places the organism in Eukaryota, Fungi, Ascomycota, Sordariomycetes, Glomerellales, Glomerellaceae. The transcript has 2 exons. The record is from RefSeq and is a predicted model, not a curated record. Bases 1 to 549 code for a protein of 182 amino acids.
AUGUCUACCACCAGAAACAUCGACUCCGUCAACCCCAAGCAGGGCGAGUUCCACCCCAGCGUCCCUCGCUCCGAGCCUCUCACCACCAAGGGCCAUGCCCCUGGCACCAAGGUCGGAAACGACGCAUACCCUGAGUUCCACGCCCAGGCCUACCCUGCAGGCACCGCACCCCGGGAAAACACCUUCCAGCCCAACGCAGUUUCCGAGACCCCCGGCCAGGCCCUGAACCCCAACGCGGACCCUUCAGGUCGGACGGCGGCCCACGACUUCCCCGGCGCUACCUCGGCUGACGUACACGCUGGUCUGGGCAAGCCUGUCCAGGGCCAGACCAGCGCCGAGAUGCAUGGCUCCAACGUCGGUCGCCGCGCCAAGGAGAGCGCUGGCCUCGAGGGCGUCGGCGCUUCGGGCAAGGACAACUUCCGUGACCGUCGCCUCGACGUUGGCGUCGCUCCCGGUGCUCGUGGUGAUGGCGGCAACCCUGAGAACAUCACGCCUGCGGAGAACCUGCCGCCUGUUUCGGCUGAGGAGAUCGCGAGCGAGCGUCGCUGA